Molecule: messenger RNA, 1130 nt
Organism: Drosophila nasuta
Lineage: Eukaryota; Metazoa; Arthropoda; Insecta; Diptera; Drosophilidae
Gene: cnir
Product: cornichon-like protein
Exons: 4
Coding region: 28-501 (157 amino acids)
Biological process (GO): vesicle-mediated transport
Source: RefSeq, a predicted model, not a curated record
GAAAAAAGUGUAAUCUCAAGUGCAAUUAUGUUUCUGCCCGAAACAGCUGUGUUCUGCAUUACGCUGCUCGUCUAUGGCGCAAUUCUAUUGCUAUUAAUUUACUAUGUAUUGACGCUGGCCGACUUGGAGUGCGACUACCUCAAUGCCCAGGAGUGCUGUCGUCGCUUAAACUUCUGGGUUAUACCCAAAUUCGGUUCUCAUGCGUUGCUCUGUUUUCUGCUUUUAAUUUGCGGUCACUGGAUAAUGUUCUUGCUCAAUUUACCAAUGGUCGUUUGGUUAUUUUAUGAACUGCAUCGCCAGCGUCGUGACAGUCUUGGCGUCUAUGAUCCUGUUGAUAUUCACAGUCGAGGACUCUUGAAGGUUCAUUUGAGGAACUGUAUGAUCUAUCUGGGAUAUUACUUUGUAAUGUUCUUCGUGGGAUUGUAUUGUCUCAUUUCAUCGCUAAUUAAAGGUGAUCCCAUCAAGCGGCACGAAGCGGAUGAGAUUGUCACCGCUUUUUAACCAACUAAGGAGCGCUCCCACAGCAACUAGACGCACAACGUAUUGACAUCAACGACAUCCACAAUUGACCAAUACUCAUUAUUUAAUUUCUCUAUUUAUUUUCAUAUCUCUUAGCAUCUGCAGCCCAUUUUUAAGCGUAUUCGAUCACAAAAUUUAAAUAUACUUAUACUCUUAUAUACAAAACGAAGUCUUCUUUCGCUUGCGACUUACUGUAAAAAAAUCCACCACUUCCUCGAGCUCGCGUUGUCGCGCCUGCUUUUGUGCCCAGCGUGCCUCGGCUGUCUUUACACUGACAACCCAACGAUCGUGGGCCAAUUUGAUGCCACAUCGAUUAUCGCUAUUAUCCAGUUUAAUUCCAGAGGAUGUACCAGCUGUAAUCGCUCCUUUGCCCAUGUAGCUAUGAGCAUCGGAGCGAGGAUGACGUCGCUUGGCUGGACACAGUUUGCCCGACUUGGGAAACGGAGGCUCUGAUAGAUAAAGUUUGAGGCAGCCCUGAUGGAAGAGAUGCCCACAAUAAACUCGUUCCACAAACGCAUCGUCACGAUCAUCAAGCACCACAUUCUCUGGCUGCUGUGGUAGCACAGGAUUAUCACAAAUGGGACACAACUCCAAGUGAAAGUCACGUGUGG